AUGGAUGAUCUGGGCAAGAACCCCGGAAAGGUCAGCGAAACAAUGGAGGAGCAGCACGAUGAGAACAAGGAGGAAGACCAUGGAUGCUUCGAAUUUUGUCGAAAAUCCACUUGGAGAGAACGAGGCCUGAUCCUCUAUGGUGACCUGGUCGCCCUUUUCGGAUUCGCCUCCUUCUCCAUCAUAGUUCCGUUCUUCCCCGCUGCCGCGGAGAGGAAGGGUGUCAGUAGCACGACGACUGGUCUGAUCGUCGGUGUUUUCUCUCUGGUCGCUUUCCUCUUGGGACCGAUCGUCGGCAAAUACCUUCCGCAUAUUGGCCUGAACAGGGCAAUCUUCGGUGGGACAUUCCUCUCCGGAGGGGUCUGUUUAUCAUUCGGAUUCCUCGAUUCAAUAGGAACCCGAAUAUGGUUCACCACAGCAGCCUUCAUGCUGCGGAUCCUCCAAGGGCUCGGAUUUGUUUUCUAUUUCACGACCUUCUUCGGGAUCAUCGUCAACUUUUUCCCGAAAUCAAAGGGAAUUCUUCUCGCGUCCUUGGAGAUCUGCACCGGCAUCGGAUUGUCAAUCGGCCCCAUGAUAGGAGGCGUAUUCUUCAACUUGGGGGGAUUCAAGCUACCGUUCUUCGUCUUGGGAUCUGUCAUGAUCUUCCUCUCUUUCCUCUCCUUCAAAGUCCUGCCAUCCAGUUCAGCACUGGACUUUCAUUCGGUGUCUCUUCCGGGGAUUAAGCCCUUAUUACUAAGCUUCGGUUCGUGGGUCAUAUGCAUCGCUCUCGCUCUCAUCUCGGCAGCGUGGGGCUCCUUUUAUCCCAUUCUGCAGCCUCAUGUGCAGGAUGCGUUUGGAAUGUCUGAAACCGACACGGCUCUCCUCUACGUGGUUCUCACUUGUUCAUACAGUAUAACCGGCAUUCUCGCCGGUUAUAUCAGCGACCGCUACCCGAAGUGGCUGAAAGUCGAGUUGGGGCUCGCCUUGUUGGUUGACGUCUUGGGAUUUCUGCUCCUUGGACCCGUUUCCUUUCUCCAAAUUCCGAGGUCACUGGGGCUUCUCAUAGGGUCUCUGGCCCUUAUCGGAAUCAGCAUGGCCUUCACCUUUAUUCCGACGUACGGAAUCAUGAAUGACGAAAUCAGGUUAGCCGGAUACCAGGACAGCAUCGGAACGGCGACACUCACGGCCGGCAUCUGGAACUCCAUGUUUAGUCUCGGGUGA
Darwinula stevensoni is the source of this 1197-nucleotide messenger RNA. The record is from the annotation of a GenBank genome assembly. NCBI's taxonomy places the organism in Eukaryota, Metazoa, Arthropoda, Ostracoda, Podocopida, Darwinulidae.